Phanerochaete carnosa HHB-10118-sp is the source of this 1371-nucleotide messenger RNA. RefSeq lists its product as uncharacterized. The coding region runs from base 48 to 1034 and encodes 328 amino acids. NCBI's taxonomy places the organism in Eukaryota, Fungi, Basidiomycota, Agaricomycetes, Polyporales, Phanerochaetaceae. The transcript has 5 exons. The record is from RefSeq and is a predicted model, not a curated record.
CUCGCAGUUGUUCUGCUGUCGUUCUUUUGGCUCAUCGCUCCUUAAUAAUGGCUCGCCUGUCGAGCGUACUGCUAUUCGCGGCGGCCGCCCUUCCAUACGUCGUUGCUACCAGCUCCAGCGACUGUGGGUCUAAUGAAUUCUUCUUCCAAGAAAAAUCUUGCUGUCUCCCUCAAGGUGGCCAGCCCAGUCCUCCUAGCCCUCCUGCAGGUACUUCUUGCCCGACCAAUGGCUGGUACUGGCACUCCGACAAUGAGUGCUGUGUCCCUUCCCAGCCUCAGACCCCAAGCAGCCCGCCACCUCAAUGCACUGAUGAUUGCUUAUGGAGCUCGCUUGACUUGAAGUGCAUUCCCAGCGGUAGUAGCUCGGUGCCCUCAACUCCCGCUCAGCCCACACACCCCUCGACCCCUUCAGCUCCGUCUCCUCCGUCGACCCCCACCAGUCCCGCUCACCCCUCGACUCCUUCUGGCAGCUGCAGCAAUAACGAGUUUUGGUUCGACCCUAAGACGUGCUGCUUGCCCAACGGCGGCCAGCCCAACCCUCCCUCGCCUCCUGGUGGUACCUCCUGCCCUCCCUCGUCUUGGUACUGGCAUACCGGCAAGCAAUGCUGUGUUCCAUCGAACCCCGUCCCUCCCAACGGUCCUCCGCCUCAGUGCCAGAACGGCUGGACCUGGAGUGGCGGUGAUCUCAAGUGCUAUCCCCAGCCACCUAGCACGCCUGCUUCCCCGCCACCCAAGCCUUCUGGUCAUGCUGGCUACAAGCGUCAUGCCAAGUCUCGGGCGUUCACUCUCUGCCCGACGCCUAUGACCGCUUGCCCCAUCAAGGGCCUGAUGGCCACCUCGGGAGAUUACGAGUGUCUCGACACUACUGCCGACCUCCACUCGUGCGGUGGUUGCGCUUCCACUAGCGUUGGACAGGACUGUACUACCAUUCCCAACGCGUACGAGGUUGCUUGCACCAAGAGCACCUGCAUUGUCUCGUCGUGCACAAAGGGCUUCAAGGUGGCCUCCGGCGCCGACUCUUGCAUUCCUCUUUAAGGGCGUCUCAGAGCCUACUAUCCCGACACUGGACGCAUCAGCUUGCGCUGUGGUGCCAGGAGAACUUUGAGAGAUUUCGGAAAAGACAAUUUGUCUCACGAUCGUUUCACAACACACUCUUUGGACAUUCAGGUGUCGUCGCUGACACCAAAGACUCUGGGUACUUGUGUACUUACGCGUGGCGGCGCUCUGUCCUGCGUGGAUGGUGCUGCAGUCCUUCGGGUUAGGAAGUGGACUAUUUAUCCGCUUACAUUAGAUAUCCCUUUCGCAGUCUAUUUUGUGAAUAUAGAUUCUGCUCUUCGGUAACUUUGGUAGUAUUCAGAUCCCUUCCCGGUUU